AAGGAGACGCGGACUCGACAAGCCAAUUUCCUCGCAGAACCUCCCAGCCAUAUCUGAGAUCCCGACCAGCUCGAGGAUCUCCUGAUCUGGUCUCCACCGUGUCGCCCAUCAGGCCGUCUUCCAGUUGCGUGAGGGUUGUUCUGCGGGCCGCAAUAACCCCGCGGUGCCUUCAACCCUUCCGAGUCAGAGCCGACACUCUUGCCCCUCUUCAAGUUCUCCCUCGUUUUCCCACCCCCCGUCUGCGAGCGACCGUUGCUGCCGCCCACCUCUUUACAACCAUGGCGACUGCCUCUGCUCCCCAGAGCUCCCUGCUCUCCCUGCUGUACCGGGCGUACCCCCAGGCGGUGGCUGCCAACGCGACAGAGCCUGACCUGGUGCACGCCACCCCGAAGAUCUUUCCUCAGGUCACGCUAUCGACCGCCGAGGAGGCAGACCUCAAGCAAUGGAUUGGGACGAUCUCCGGGCUGAAGAAUGCCCUCGUCAACAAUGAGACGGAGGUGGCGGGCAAGAUCCUCGCCCAGCUCAACACCCACCUGGCCGGGCGCACGACUCUGCUGGGCGUGAAGCCCUCGGUGGGGGAUGUCGCUGCCUACGCCGUUCUGGCCCCGCUGGUCGAGAAGUGGACGCCGGAGGAACGCACGGGCGAGAAGGGAUACCAUCAUAUCGUGCGCCAUACCGACUUUGUCCAGAACGGCAAGUUGUUCGCCCUGCAGAUCCCCGAGGAGGAAAAAGUCCGCAUCGACCUCGACGACAUCCGCUUUGUGCCCAAGCCGGUCGACCCCAAGGAGGAGAAGGAGCGUAAGAAGCGCGAGAAGGCUGCCGCUCAGAACCCGGAUGCCGCCAAGGCAGCUGAUGAGAAGCCCUUGGUGGUUGGCCAGGGUAAGCCCACUACUCCUGCUGCUCCUGCUGCCGCUCCUGCCGCUACCGCUGCUGGUGGUGAAGCAGCAGCAGCUGCUGCUGCCCCCAAGGAGAAGAAGAAGAAGGAGAAGAAGGAGAAGCAGCCUAAGCCGGCUCCCGCCCCGGCGGCGCCGCCGUCCCCCUCUCUGAUUGACCUGCGAGUGGGUCACAUCCUGCGCGCGAUCAACCACCCGAACGCCGACUCGCUGUACGUGUCGACAAUUGACUGCGGCGAUGCGCCGGGCUCCGACAACACCUCCGUGGACGAGGAGACAGGCAAGACGGUGCGCACCGUGUGCUCUGGCCUGAACGGGCUGGUGCCCCUGGCGGAGAUGCAGGGCCGGAAAGUGGUGGUGGUGUGCAAUCUGAAGCCUGUGACCAUGCGUGGCAUCAAGUCGGCCGCCAUGGUGCUGGCGGCUUCCCCCCGACUUGCCGAGGGCGAGGAGGACACCCACGCCGGCCCCGUCGAGCUGGUCAGCCCGCCCGCGGACGCGCCCGCCGGCGAGCGCGUCGCCUUUGACGGCUGGACCGACGGCGAGCCCGAGAAGGUGCUCAACCCCAAGAAGAAGGUCUGGGAGACCUUCCAGCCGGGCUUCACCACCACCGACGCCCUCGAGGUUGCCUUUGACGCCGCCGCCGUCCCCGUCGCGCAGAGCCAGGAGGGCAAGCCCACCGUCGGCAAGCUGCUUACUCGCUCGGGGGGUGUUUGCCUGGUGAAGAGCCUCAAGGGCGCUACCGUCAGGUAAUACGAAUUGCCUAGAAACAAAAAACAACAAGACGAAAGGGACGAAUUGGGUCAAUGGGAUACAAAAAUCAAUAUCUUAGCAUACACAUCUGCAUUCAAACUACUAGUAUAUACUACCGGUCCUUGGAGGAGUAAUUCCUCAUCUGAAUCAUCUACCGACUAUCUAACACGAGUCUCUUAUGUCCAGCUCGGGUAUAGAAUACAGUAUGUACUGCUCUGAGUCGGUCAAUGCAGGUCCUCAAGAAUAGCCGGAUCCGGCAUCCUGCUGCACGACGGGCCGCUGAUCGACGUGGUACUCCUGGUGGAGAUGAGUCGGAUCACACCCUCGAGAGUACAGUAGACUCGACUGUUAUGUAGUAGAAUAAUAGAGUAGAUUUUGAGUUGUCCUGAUCCUGUAGUAGUCAGCAA
Messenger RNA from Penicilliopsis zonata CBS 506.65, 2050 nucleotides. RefSeq lists its product as hypothetical. Gene Ontology annotation, molecular function: tRNA binding. NCBI's taxonomy places the organism in Eukaryota, Fungi, Ascomycota, Eurotiomycetes, Eurotiales, Aspergillaceae. The coding region runs from base 279 to 1643 and encodes 454 amino acids. The record is from RefSeq and is a predicted model, not a curated record. The transcript has a single exon. Gene Ontology annotation, cellular component: methionyl glutamyl tRNA synthetase complex.